This is a messenger RNA of Cooperia oncophora, 222 nucleotides long. The record is from the annotation of a GenBank genome assembly. Lineage: Eukaryota; Metazoa; Nematoda; Chromadorea; Rhabditida; Trichostrongylidae.
AUGGAAGCAGUAUUCCAAGCAAAAACUCGAGACGAAUGGAUGAAGCUUUUUGCUGGAAAGCAAGCCUGUGUGACGCCCGUACUAGACCUCGACGAAGCUGUGCAGUAUGAGCAUAACGUGGCGCGAGGAAGCUUCACGAAGCAGGAUGACCGAUCUGUUCCUCAACCAGCGCCCAGAAUGUACUCCAGCGAGGAGUUCAGAAAACUCAUUUCUAAACUUUGA